CAAGGUAUUGUACACUUAGGACGGAAUCAACUCGGAAUCCAGCUCUCUGAAACACAUUCGAUAGUGGAGAAAAUUCCAGAAAAUUUGUAGUAUACCUUUUCUUCUUUUUCGGCCAUCGGCUCUCUAAUUUUGUUCCUCCAAGUUCCAAGAAAAAUUCAUAGAAAUCUGGGAAGUCCGAAGAAGUUUGGGAAGAUACCAGAACGUCUAGAGGAAUCGAGAGCCAUAAAUUCCAAGUGCUGAUAGAAGACUACAGAGCCAAGCCACCAUGAACAAGGCACAGCGUCAGGACUCUAACCACCGCAAAUCCCUGAAUCUGCUGGACAAGGCGCUGCCCAUUUCGGUGGCCACCGCACCGCAGCUGCGAUCUCGCCGCCAAUUCAGUUUCAAUGGCCUGCGGUACGAGAUGAAUGGGCUGCUACCAUUGCCGCCACCGCCGCCCACGCCCACGUCCACGCCGCAGGUGCAGCUCUCGAGGCUCCGGGCAGGUGGAGGAGUUGGUGGCUGCCAGGAGCGGCAGCAGACUGCUGGCUCCAGCCACUCGAUGAAUGCCAAGUCUAUGGUCGAGUCAGCCGGCGGAGAUGGUGGUGCAACACGGCCGGAUCGAAAGGGAGUCUGGCCCCAGCAUGUCAGUUUGGGUGACAGAGCCUUGCUGAUGAACGGCGGGUUGCGCAUGCCCAGGAGAAGCGAGCUGGGCUUUCCGACGACGAAGCCCACAGCGAAAAGGACAUGCUCCCAAUUGUCCGUCCAAGUCGAAGGGCUCGACAGGAAGCUGGAGCGUAGGGAUGCUGCAGAACAUAUGCCGGAUCGCGAAGAUCUCAGGCGAGAGAAGAAGCAUCGACGCAGGCCGCACUCAAUGGAGUUGCAGGAGGGCAGGGGAUCUGCCCCGGAUCAGUGUGACCUGACCUCUCAGCAGAGCUGGAUGUUGGCCCAGACCCUGCUGAAGGCCUACGGAAGCGGACUGGUGCAAACGUCCGGCGGCAAUGGAGCGUCCGCCAAGAUGGACUACAUCACUCUGACCGGAUUGGUGCUCGGCUGCGUGGCCUCCCACGUCCUCUUCUUCCUGUGCUGGUACUUCAGUUGGCUGAAGAGCCGGGCGAUCGGGCUGCGAAAACGCUUUCUGGGCAACGCCAAUCUCUGGGAGUUCUUCGACUUGGAGGACACCACCCGGUACUCGGUGCAGACCAAACUGGUCAUGGCGCCGCUGAUCCUCAUCUGCGGCCUGCUCUACUGUGUGGUCAACCUGCUGCACCUGGUGGUGCAGGUGGUGCGAUCGGAUGUGCCGCGCACAGUGGUUGUGUUUGUCCAGCGUGUGGCAAACAGCGGGCUCCUGGGCACCAUCACCAUGGGCCUGGCCGGUGGCGGUGGCGGAGGCGGAGGCAGUGCAGCCAUUCGUGGACGCCAUCAUCAAGCGAUGCGCUAAUUCUAGUCAGUCUUUGAUUAUCCAACGCACUAGUUAGCAUAUUCAUUGGCAAUGUGCUCGUGGCUUCUUGAUUAAAGUACAAUACUGGUACAAAAAA
This is a messenger RNA of Drosophila teissieri, 1517 nucleotides long. RefSeq lists its product as uncharacterized. NCBI's taxonomy places the organism in Eukaryota, Metazoa, Arthropoda, Insecta, Diptera, Drosophilidae. The coding region runs from base 266 to 1420 and encodes 384 amino acids. The record is from RefSeq and is a predicted model, not a curated record. The transcript is spliced from 2 exons.